CCGAAGCUGGCCGAGACCUACUGUGUGUGCCACCUGGCAACUGGGGACAUGCUGCGGGCCAUGGUGGCCUCGGGCUCCGAGCUGGGCAAGAGGCUGAAAGAGACGAUGGAUUCAGGGAAGCUGGUAAGCGAUGAGAUGGUGGUGGAGCUGAUUGAGAACAACCUGGACUCCCCUCCCUGCAAGAACGGCUUCCUCCUGGACGGCUUCCCGCGCACGGUGAAACAGGCUGAAAUGCUGGAUCAGCUCCUGGAGAAGAGGAGAGAGAAGCUGGACUCGGUCAUCGAGUUCAGCAUCCCUGACUCCUUGCUCAUCCGGAGGAUCACUGGACGGCUGAUUCACCCGGCGAGCGGCCGCUCGUACCACGAGGAGUUCAGACCCCCAAAAGAGCACAUGAAGGACGAUGUGACUGGAGAGCCCCUGAUCCGCCGCUCGGACGACAACGAGACGGCCCUGCAGACGCGCCUGAAGGCCUAUCACACCCAGACCAGCCCCCUGGUCUCCUACUACAGCAAGCGAGGGAUCCACACGGCGGUGGAUGCCUCCCAGUCUCCCGACGUGGUGUUUGCCAGCAUCCUGGCAGCCUUCUCCAGAGCCACAUGUAAAGACCUGGUUAUGUUCAUUUAGGGCUCCGUCCCAGGAUGGAGCUCUCCCUUUCUUCUCUCUGUCUCUAUCUCUUGACUCUCUGGGGCCAGGGAGGGUGAAGAAACAAGCAGAGUAGAAGAGGAGGGGACCAGCCGAGGCAGGGCUGUGCUAAUUGUUAAUUAAACAAGCUGUUAACGGUCUCC
Molecule: messenger RNA, 785 nt
Organism: Chaetura pelagica (chimney swift)
Lineage: Eukaryota; Metazoa; Chordata; Aves; Apodiformes; Apodidae
Gene: AK2
Product: adenylate kinase 2
Exons: 5
Coding region: 49-624 (191 amino acids)
Biological process (GO): nucleobase-containing compound metabolic process
Cellular component (GO): cytoplasm; mitochondrion
Molecular function (GO): AMP kinase activity; ATP binding
Source: RefSeq, a predicted model, not a curated record